Messenger RNA from Beta vulgaris subsp. vulgaris (sugar beet), 2885 nucleotides. Its product is annotated as cleavage and polyadenylation specificity factor subunit 2. Gene Ontology annotation, biological process: mRNA 3'-end processing by stem-loop binding and cleavage. Bases 91 to 2307 code for a protein of 738 amino acids. Gene Ontology annotation, molecular function: RNA binding. The record is from RefSeq and is a predicted model, not a curated record. NCBI's taxonomy places the organism in Eukaryota, Viridiplantae, Streptophyta, Magnoliopsida, Caryophyllales, Amaranthaceae. Gene Ontology annotation, cellular component: mRNA cleavage and polyadenylation specificity factor complex. The transcript is spliced from 18 exons.
UAAAACCCUCUUACGAAAGUAAAAAGAACUUUCAAAUCGUCCCCUGCAUUCUCCCUCAGACCUUAGUAGAGCACAGAAAGAGAGAGAAAAAUGGGAACAUCGGUACAAGUAACUCCACUGUGUGGCGUAUACAAUGAAAACCCACUUUCUUACCUUGUUUCCAUUGAUGGCUUCAAUUUUCUCAUUGAUUGCGGUUGGAAUGACCAUUUUGACCCUUCCCUCCUUCAACCCCUCUCCAGGAUAGCUUCUACCGUUGAUGCUGUUCUCCUGUCGUAUCCUGAUACCCUGCAUCUUGGCGCUUUGCCAUAUGCAAUGAAGCAGUUUGGGCUCUCUGCACCAGUUUAUGCGACAGAGCCAGUCUACAGAUUAGGGCUUUUGACUAUGUAUGAUCACUAUCUUUCAAGAAAGCAAGUGUCAGAGUUUGAUUUGUUUACACUGGAUGACAUUGAUGCGGCUUUCCAAAAUGUGAAUCGACUGACUUACUCUCAGAACUAUCAUCUAUCUGACAAAGGUGAAGGAAUUGUUAUCGCACCACAUGUGUCUGGGCAUCUACUUGGAGGUACUGUGUGGAAGAUAACCAAGGAUGGUGAGGAUGUUAUUUAUGCAGUAGACUUCAAUCAUCGCAAGGAAAGGCAUUUAAAUGGAACAGUUCUUGAAUCAUUUGUACGCCCUGCUGUGCUAAUAACAGAUGCUUACAAUGCAUUGAAUACUCAACCUCCAAGACGCCAAAGGGAUCACGAAUUCUUAGAUGCUAUAACGAGAACACUCAGAGGUGACGGGAAGGUCUUGCUUCCGGUCGAUACAGCAGGACGAGUACUGGAACUUAUUUUAAUACUGGAACAGCAUUGGGCCCAGCAUCACUUGACUUAUCCAAUCUUCUUUCUCACGUAUGUUUCCUCGAGUACAAUAGACUAUGUGAAAAGUUUCUUGGAGUGGAUGAAUGAUUCUAUAGCGAAGUCCUUUGAACACACUCGUGAUAAUGCUUUUCUUCUGAGGCAUGUCUCGCUUUUGAUCAAUAAGAGUGAACUGGAGAAAGUUCCUGAAGGUCCAAAGAUUGUUCUAGCUUCCAUGGCCAGUCUUGAAGCAGGUUUCUCUCAUGACAUAUUUGCUGAGUGGGCAACUGAUCCCAAGAAUCUUGUCCUUUUCACAGAAAGAGGACAGUUCGCCACACUAGCUCGAAUGCUACAAGCAGAUCCACCUCCAAAAGCUGUUAAAAUCACGUUAUCAAAAAGAGUGCCUUUAGUAGGAGAGGAGUUAGCAGCAUAUGAAGAAGAGCAGAACCGGAAAAAGGAAGAAGCUUUAAAAGCUAGUCAAAUUAAAGAGGAAGAAGUUAAGAUAUCACAUGGAUCUGAUCCUAAUCUAGCCGACCCAAUGAUGAUCGAUUCUCGUGAAACUAGUGCUCUAGCGGAUGGUGGCACCUUUGCUGGUAGACACAAGGACGUUUUUAUUGAUGGAUUUGUUUCAUCUUCAACAAGUGUAGCCCCAAUGUUUCCCUUUUUUGAAACGUCUGCCGCUUGGAGUGAUUUUGGUGAAGUAAUUAACCCUGACGAUUAUAUGAUCAAGGAAGAAAAUAUGGAGCUGACAUCCUUGCAGGGUGGUGGAGAUAUCAAUGGAAAACUUGAUGAAGGCUCCGCUGGUUUGAUGCUUGAUACUACACCUUCCAAAGUUGUAUCCACUGAAUCCACUGUGCAAGUCAAGUGUUCACUGGUCUACAUGGAUUUUGAGGGGCGGUCUGAUGGCCGAUCAAUUAAGUCAAUUCUUGCUCAUGUGGCUCCUUUAAAGCUUGUUUUGGUGCAUGGAUCAGCCGAGGCUACUGAGCAUUUGAAGCAACAUUGCUCGAAGCAUGUUUGUCCACAUGUUUAUGCACCUCAAAUUGGAGAAACAAUUGAUGUCACCUCUGAUUUGUGUGCUUACAAGGUGCAACUCUCGGAAAAAUUGAUGAGCAAUGUCUUGUUUAAGAAGCUUGGAGAUUACGAAAUUGCUUGGGUUGAUGCUGAAGUUGGUCAAACUGAAGGGGGGAUGCUUUCGUUGCUCCCUCUCUCAAAUGAAGCUCCAGCUCACAAGUCAGUUUUGGUUGGUGAUAUCAAAAUGGCCGAUUUCAAACAGUUUCUGGCUAGUAAAGGCAUCCAGGCAGAAUUUUCUGGAGGAGCAUUGCGGUGUGGAGAGUUUGUUACCCUAAGGAAAGUUGGAGACCCUACCCAAAAGGGUGGUGUAGCUGGAAGUCAGCAAAUUGUUAUCGAAGGCCCUCUAUCAGAGGAAUACUACAAGAUUAGGGAUUAUCUUUAUUCUCAAUUUUAUUUGCUCUAGUUUGUCAAUGUACUCUUUGUAGAUCAAGACUCGCAAUCGUUUCAAAAUUUUAUGCAUUUUUGGCUCCGUAGUUUCUGAGUCUUGUACUCCCUCGUGAAUUAUUUUUUUUCCUUUUGUUAAUAGUAUAACCAAGUAACAUGACAACUAAAUCCGGAUGGAGGUAAUAGGUAUUUUCAUUUCCUUUGCUUUGGGUUGAGCAAUCCUCUUCAAACUAUGUGGCGAUGAAGUAUAUCAUCAUGUAUCAGAAUAGGCUUGAACGAGGAAAACUUUAGGGGUUGUUUGGUUCGACACUAAAGAAAGGAAUGGAAUGAAGAUAUGAAAAGCAAAGGAACGAUACUAGCAUCCGAAGGUUGAAGGAAAGUAGCAUCUGGCUUUCAUAUUGCAGUAAUCUAUUGUGCAUCUUUUUUAUAUAUGGCUUCUUUGUUUGAUGCUGAAAGCUUUUGUGGUGAAGGGGAUUUUAGAAAAAGGUCAACCAAAACACCCACUAAGGGAGAUGGGUUUCCAAUUGUAAUUGUAAUUUCAUUUCUUGAAUUCUUUCAACCAAGCACAAGUUUAUGCUAAAGCAUUAAGUUUUCUUU